AUCAGUCGAUUUUUAUUAACAUCGUCUUCAUUUAAACAUGGCAUCCAAAUUCAUAGUACUAGCUGCUUUAGUAGCUGUAGUUAGGGGUGGAGUUGUCAGUGCACCAGUUGGAGUAGCUGCUAAAAUUAGCGACGCCACUUUCGAUCCAAACCCGCAAUACUCUUUCGCUUACGAUGUCCAGGAUGCUUUAACAGGCGACAGCAAAAGCCAAGUAGAAAGCAGAAGCGGCAAUAUUGUACAAGGACAAUACAGCUUGGUCGAACCUGACGGAACCCGUCGUAUUGUGGACUACGUAGCUGAUCCCAUCAACGGCUUCAACGCGAUCGUAAGAAAAGAACCACUUGUAGUUGCAGCUCCAGCAAAAAUCCUUGCCAGAGCACCAGUUGCUUCAAAACUUGUGGCUGAACCAGUUGUUGCUAGAGCUGUAGCCAAGGCUGGUCCCGUUGUUGCCAAGGCAGUUUCAAGGAGUUCCAAACAAGUUGCCGCUCAGGCUGUUCCAUUUGCUGCUUCUUCCGCUCAACUUAUAAGUGCACCAAGCCCAAUAGUGGCUCAAGCAGCUCCAGCUGUCGCUAGACUAGCCGCCCCUUAUGUCGCCGCUCCAGCACCGUUAGCUUACCCAGCUUUCAGUCUAAACUAUCCGUUUGCUGGACCUUUGACUUACGCCUAUGUUUAAUCGGCUGAUAAUGUUUUUAACUCAAUAAAUUAAUAUUAUUAAUUUAC
Molecule: messenger RNA, 720 nt
Organism: Brassicogethes aeneus
Lineage: Eukaryota; Metazoa; Arthropoda; Insecta; Coleoptera; Nitidulidae
Source: the annotation of a GenBank genome assembly